AUGGACGCCUUUGUACAGCGGCUUCCACGCCCUAAAUCACAGCCUCCCUCCAGAUCUCCCACGAGACCUUCGCCGCUGGGUGAAAGGCCUGCAAAGAAGGUCAAGGUCGAGAUAGCGGACAGCGACUGUGACGACGACGAUGAGACCAAGUCUUGCGAUGAGGAGGGUGACACCUCUGGCCUGACCAUCAAUAAUGUUUCUGACACUGAAGACGAAGUCAAACACCACACACGGCAGCCUGAUAUCGAGAGCACUUUGCCACCCAUUCAGGUGGACAAAGAAGCGAUUGAGGAAUACGAAUUGAUGAGGAGCUCCCAGGUCAGCGUUCCUGACGAUGAACCAUCAGCUGUACCUGAUCGCAAAUGGGCAAGGGGCAAGAGCUCGAUCUACGUGGAUGCGUUUAACCUUGCCUUGAGUACUGUCUUGGCAGACGAAUCCCAUUUAUUUGACGCCAAGGAAUGCAAAGUAUUCGAGCAAUGGAAGUCGCUGGACUACGAGGCCCAGUACCUGUACGUGCGCUUGUUCUUGCGUAAGACUUCCGCCUGGCAUCGUCAAGACCGGCUGGGAUACUACAGCGAUGUUUCGGACCCUGAAGCCGCCAUCGCGUCUCUGCAGAAAGUGAGAGAUCUUCCAGAGCCUGAUGCUCCCGCAUCCAGCAAUCCUGUCGAAGGCGUUGAUCUGGAAGAGUUUAGCUUGGACGAAACAUUCACAUUUGCCGAUGCUUCUGAGGAACACAUCACUACCAUCGAAGAGGCAGCCUCAUUGCUAAGCCUAGACGAGCUAAAAGAUCUCGCUAAAGAGGCCAAAUUCCAGGGACGCAAUAAAUCUGAUUUGGUGAAAGCGCUAUGUCGAACAGGCCAUCAGCAAACCGGUCUCUUCGCGCAUGGGCUACAGCGGUCUGGCAGCAGCGAGUCCCAGACUGCUCGAGGUCUGAUGAGAGAACGCCGCGAAACUCCCCCGCACCUCAGCAGACAGGACUCGAACCAGACACAACACUUUCUGGAAAAGAUUAGGAUCAUCACGGGCCCUUGCAUUAGGCUAUCGCCGCUAACAUACAAACUCUUCGAAAGGGUGCACCUGGUCUUCUAUCGGUCGACGGAGUGGACUGAGAAGUCUCUCACGGCAAUCAUCCUUGCUAGUAUUGCGCGCCGGAACUACCCUGAGUACAUCGUCUGCCGAAGUACAAACAUCUUUGCUUCUCGGAGGCAUGUUCUCGAGUUCGAGUCAGCAGUUCGCGUCGAAGCCGAGGUCGACCAAGUCCUAGAGUUCAACGGCUCGCCUGGUGAGGCAGGUCUUCGCAAGAUCGUGGAUGUCUUUGACCGCGUGUACCCUCGGUGGAAAAUACUUUUGAGAGAAGAGCAGGACAAGGAGAAGCGAGUAUACGAGGAGGGAGAAGGCGCUUAUUUGAGAAGAUUUACGCCUGUUCACUCCUACACGCGCAUUGUCCACAAGGCAGCAUAUGUGUUUGGAAAGCUGAAAGACCACGAACGCGAACACUCUAUCCUCACCGAACUCCUCGAGCAACAUCUAUUCCACCCUGCCAGGCGAGGCAGCUGGUAUCAACGAAAGGCUCUGUUGGAAGAACACUACAUGGACGCAUUAGAUGCCAAUGCAGUGUCUGCUGAUGCAGACAUCCAGAAGAAGCAUUGGAAACGCAUUGCGGUGACGACUUGUGAGACAGCGUUAGAGGACAACGACUGCCAUUUGAUUUACCAUUACGACCUGCAAAAGCGUCUCAUCAAGCUCGAGAAGCAGCUCCGUAUCCCGAGACGACUUCAGCAUGACUUCGGCCACGUGCGUCUCCAGAAGCCACUAGAGCACACUGUUGAGGGUAUCCAGGUGAAGAAAGAAGACCGCCAAGGCAGGAAUGGCCGACAAGCGAGCACGAAGACGAUUUGGGUCGACGAGCUAGAGGAUGGCGGCGAAUGCAGCGUUGAAGAGAUGUGCCUCAGUUGGUACCGAAGCCAAGGCUACAAAGGGUACCACGCUGAGGGAGGCAUCGUGCGCACCCUUUUCGCCUAUCUCUUCUACGACAUUUUGUUUCUUUACAUCCCAAACGUAUUCCAGACAGCUUAUCAGACAUGUCCCUUGGACCUGCACACGGAUUCGUUCUAUCCGACGCGGUUGUCCGAGAUUAAUCACCGACUAGUUGAGAUAGGCAACGGCGGUGCGGAAAGCAUCAUCCGAGAGGUCGACGCCAGAGAACGCCAACGACGCACGUGUGUUAUCGGCCUCAACUGGGACUACGACGUCGAGGAUCUUGUGGAGCUGGUCGGGUGCUUCGAUGGUAGCGCACUGGCCGCUCUCUGCAAGGUGAUGGCACAGGAGUACCGACAGCGGGGCGGAGGCUUGCCCGACCUGAUUCUAUGGCGGACGGAGCCGAAAAAGGAAUGUAUGUUCGCCGAGGUCAAAAGCGCCAAUGACCGUCUCAGUGACACUCAGAGAUUAUGGAUCCACGUUCUCACGAGUGCAGGCGUGAAGGUGGUACUUUGCAACGCCGUGGCUAAAGAAGUCAAAGCUAUGGACUGA
This is a messenger RNA of Colletotrichum orchidophilum, 2529 nucleotides long. RefSeq lists its product as uncharacterized. NCBI's taxonomy places the organism in Eukaryota, Fungi, Ascomycota, Sordariomycetes, Glomerellales, Glomerellaceae. Gene Ontology annotation, biological process: interstrand cross-link repair. Bases 1 to 2529 code for a protein of 842 amino acids. The transcript is spliced from 2 exons. Gene Ontology annotation, cellular component: nucleus. Gene Ontology annotation, molecular function: 5'-flap endonuclease activity; 5'-3' exonuclease activity; flap-structured DNA binding. The record is from RefSeq and is a predicted model, not a curated record.